Canariomyces notabilis is the source of this 627-nucleotide messenger RNA. RefSeq names its product RNA-binding domain-containing protein. The coding region runs from base 1 to 627 and encodes 208 amino acids. Gene Ontology annotation, biological process: mRNA splicing, via spliceosome. Gene Ontology annotation, cellular component: U2AF complex; spliceosomal complex. The transcript has a single exon. The record is from RefSeq and is a predicted model, not a curated record. Gene Ontology annotation, molecular function: pre-mRNA 3'-splice site binding; metal ion binding. NCBI's taxonomy places the organism in Eukaryota, Fungi, Ascomycota, Sordariomycetes, Sordariales, Chaetomiaceae.
AUGGCCAACUUCCUCGCCUCCAUCUUCGGCACCGAGCAAGACAAGGUCAACUGCUCAUUUUACUACAAGAUUGGCGCCUGCCGCCACGGCGACCGUUGCAGCCGCAAGCACGUCAAGCCGUCGUACUCGCAGACGAUCCUCAUGCCUAACCUGUACCACAACCCGGCCUUCGACCCAAAGAACCGCAUGAACGCGUCGCAGCUGCAGAAUCACUUUGACGCAUUCUACGAGGACAUUUGGUGCGAGAUGUGCAAGUACGGCGAGCUCGAGGAGCUCGUCGUGUGCGACAACAACAACGACCACCUGAUUGGCAACGUCUACGCCCGCUUCAAGUACGAGGACAGCGCCCAAAAGGCCUGCGACGACCUCAACAGCCGCUGGUACGCCGCCAGGCCCAUCUACUGCGAGCUGAGCCCCGUCACCGACUUCCGCGAGGCCUGCUGCCGCCUCAACAGCGGCGAGGGCUGCGUCCGCGGCGGCUUCUGCAACUUCAUCCAUCGCAAGAAUCCCAGUCCGGAGCUCGAGCGCGAGCUUGAACUGUCGACGAAGAAGUGGCUCAAGAUGCGGCCCCGGUCGCGCAGCCCUACGCGCUCUCCUAGCCCGGAACCCACAAGGAGGCGGUAUUGA